Messenger RNA from Drosophila melanogaster (fruit fly), 876 nucleotides. RefSeq lists its product as uncharacterized. The transcript has a single exon. Lineage: Eukaryota; Metazoa; Arthropoda; Insecta; Diptera; Drosophilidae. Bases 1 to 876 code for a protein of 291 amino acids. The record is from RefSeq and is marked reviewed. Gene Ontology annotation, molecular function: serine-type endopeptidase activity; hydrolase activity; peptidase activity. Gene Ontology annotation, biological process: proteolysis.
AUGUAUCAAAAUUUCGGAUCAGAAAGUGAGGGACGAGAAAGGGAUCCUUCGUGGUCAGGAUACUAUAAGGACAAUGGAACUCAUUACUUGCUGUACGGAAAGCCAGAGGAUAUCGCACCAACACCCAACUUUGGAAAUAUAUCCUCGAAUCCUUUCAUCAACGCCCUGGAAGCCCAGGAAAGUUUUCCAACUAGAAUCGUUAAUGGCAAAAGGAUUCCGUGCACAGAAGCUCCCUUCCAGGGAUCCCUACACUACGAAGGAUACUUUGUUUGUGGCUGUGUGAUCAUCAAUAAAAUUUGGAUACUCACUGCCCACCACUGCUUUUUUGGACCACCUGAAAAGUACACCGUGCGAGUGGGCUCGGAUCAACAGAGACGAGGUGGUCAACUGCGUCAUGUGAAGAAAAUCGUGGCGUUGGCGGCCUACAAUGACUACACCAUGCGACACGAUCUGGCCAUGAUGAAACUGAAAUCCCCGGUCUACUUUGGCAAAUGUGUUAGGCCUGUGAAGCUACCCUCUACCAAAACAACGAAAUUUCCCAAGAAAUUUGUAGUCAGCGGAUGGGGUAUUACCUCGGCUAAUGCGCAGAAUGUCCAGCGCUAUCUUCGCCGCGUGCAAAUUGACUAUAUAAAACGAUCAAAGUGCCAAAAAAUGUACAAAAAAGCCGGGCUAAAAAUAUACAAGGACAUGAUCUGCGCCAGUCGAACAAACAAGGAUAGCUGUUCCGGAGAUUCUGGUGGUCCCCUAACCAGCAGAGGCGUCCUUUAUGGAAUCGUGUCCUGGGGCAUUGGUUGCGCCAACAAAAACUAUCCCGGUGUUUAUGUCAACUGCAAACGAUACGUUCCUUGGAUUAAAAAAGUCAUUCACAAAUAUUAA